AUGGAAGACACGGAAGAGAGGACCGUACUACGCAAGGAUCAGCUGGAAAUUAGCUUGCACAAUGAGAAAAAGCUAAUCAAAGAAGGCACCAUCAAGGAUGACAACCCACUAGACCUGAGUGAGCCAUUCCGUGACCUUUGCAGUGCUUGCCGGAGAGGUGAUCUGAAAGCCUGCCAGGAGAAAAUCACCGAGGGCGUCAAUGUGAACGCUCGCGAUCUAUAUGAUUAUACGCCAUUGAUCUUGGCCAGUCUAUGCGGACACUAUGAAGUUGCGCAACUUUUACUUGAAUCGGGCGCACUCUGCGAGCGAGAUACAUUUCAAGGAGAAAGAUGUCUAUACAAUGCCUUGAAUGAUCGGAUACGAAACCUACUCCUCGAGUACGAUUAUUCCAAGUCCACGGACCCACUCCAGCCCCUUGCUGCGCACAUCGCUUCAUUGCUUACUCGAGAAACUCCUGUCACAACCGAUAUCACCGUGGCCGUCGGCGACCAGGACGUCGCCCUCCACAAGUUCAUAUUGGCCGCCCGCUCUCCCUACUUCCAUACCAAGCUUGCCGCUGCUCCAGAGACAACAACAUGGAAGCUUCCCAGUACCACCCCACCAGAGGCAUUUGCCGCUGCAAUCCGAUAUCUAUACUUGGGUGAAGCUCCUCGCGAACUUCGGAGUGGACCAGGGACUGGAUUCACAGAAUCCGAAGUCUUCACUGGCAUCGAUAAGAUCUCGAAAUACCUCGAAAUUGAAAGUCUCAUGGAUAGCCUGCUGGAUAGUGGGGAUAGACGGCGGGCACGGCAGCGCAGAACUACGGAGCUUGCUAAGGGCCGUGAUCAAUUAGAAGAGUGGUUCCGGCAGAAUGUCCUGGGCAAUAGGGUGGUCGUCGAGACAUCGAAAGUGAAUGAUGUCAAGUGGGAUCGCAAUAACGCAAUCUUUGCAGAUGUCCUUCUGCGAGCAGAUGAGCUACCGGACGAGGAUGACAGCGCUGCGGACGAGACCCCGAAAUCUACUCUGUUCCCCUGCCACCGGGCAAUGCUGCUUCGAUCGGAGUUCUUCCAGGCUAUGUUCACAUCCUCGUUCAGAGAAGCGCAUAUUACGAAUCACCUGCAUAUUAUCGACGUGGACUGCUCGCCCGACGUUCUGGAGAUUAUCCUGACCUUCUUAUACACCGAGCGGGCGGAUUUCUCUCUGGAGAUUGCUGUCGAUGUGUUGUUCGCCGCCGACAUGCUCUUCAUCGAAAAGUUGAAGACCAAGGCGGCCGUUGUCAUCAGUACCUUGGGCAGUGGAGUGUCUCAAUCCGAGGCAGCUCGGACUCGAGGUACCAAGGAUGAAGAUGACAUUGAUAUUUAUUCUAUUAUUCGAGCCGCUUGGUUGACUCGCGUCCAGCGUCUGGAAGAAUUUGCCGCUCGUUUCCUCGCAUAUAGAUUAGAGGCUCAUAUUGAUUCGCCCGAAUUUGCGGAGUUGAUCCAAGAGUCUGCGGCUCGUAUUCAGGCGCGCCAGGAAACUGACUCGAUUGAGUUGCUGGAUGAUAUUCGCUUCUACCUCAAUGAGCGUUUCAGGCUACGAUUCGACGAUGCCGGUCUUGAUGAGUUGAUGGAAGAGCAGCCAACAACUGCGAAUGGCGAUGACACUGCCCGGGCUGACAAUAUGGAAAAGAUCACGGAAGGUGUCGAGGCAUUGAAUGUGGCCAAGUCGACGCCGGUGACAACUGCACCAGAGGCGCCUGCUCAGCAACCGUAUGGAUAUACCCGAGAGAUUCGGACAUUGGACGGUGCGCUCGUCGAGGACGAAUUCGACGAGGACGCGAUGAACUACCAAAUCCUGUUGGAGAAGCUGGAUGCUCUUUUGGAGAGAUUGAACCUGGACGCGUAA
Molecule: messenger RNA, 1863 nt
Organism: Penicillium cataractarum
Lineage: Eukaryota; Fungi; Ascomycota; Eurotiomycetes; Eurotiales; Aspergillaceae
Product: ankyrin repeat and BTB/POZ domain protein
Exons: 3
Coding region: 1-1863 (620 amino acids)
Cellular component (GO): ubiquitin ligase complex; cytoplasm
Molecular function (GO): protein binding
Source: RefSeq, a predicted model, not a curated record